This is a messenger RNA of Etheostoma spectabile (orangethroat darter), 1906 nucleotides long. It is a transcript of the gene ptena, whose product is annotated as phosphatase and tensin homolog A. Gene Ontology annotation, biological process: phosphatidylinositol dephosphorylation; cell motility; regulation of phosphatidylinositol 3-kinase/protein kinase B signal transduction. The record is from RefSeq and is a predicted model, not a curated record. Bases 170 to 1495 code for a protein of 441 amino acids. The transcript has 10 exons. Gene Ontology annotation, molecular function: phosphatidylinositol-3,4,5-trisphosphate 3-phosphatase activity; inositol-1,3,4,5-tetrakisphosphate 3-phosphatase activity; phosphatidylinositol-3,4-bisphosphate 3-phosphatase activity. Gene Ontology annotation, cellular component: cytosol; plasma membrane; cell projection. NCBI's taxonomy places the organism in Eukaryota, Metazoa, Chordata, Actinopteri, Perciformes, Percidae.
CGUCUCUGCGAGGACCUGCAGAAUUCAGAGAGCAGCCAGCGACGGAGAGCAGACCCACUGACUGCGACAUACACGAUAAUACAGCAAAUACUAGGGAAAAAAAACCCUGUACUCAUCAUUUAACCAUUACGUUACCCCAUAUAGACUCCUGUCACCUGCUAACGUUACAAUGGCUGCGAUUAUAAAAGAAAUGGUCAGCCGGAACAAAAGGAGAUAUCAAGAGGAUGGGUUCGACCUGGACUUAACCUAUAUCUACCCAAACAUCAUCGCAAUGGGCUUUCCAGCAGAGAGACUCGAAGGCGUGUACAGAAACAAUAUAGACGAUGUAGUACGGUUUUUGGAUUCAAAGCAUAAAAACCAUUACAAAAUCUACAACCUCUGCGCAGAAAGACACUAUGAUGCUGCCAAAUUUAACUGCAGAGUUGCACAGUACCCGUUUGAAGACCACAACCCUCCUCAGCUGGAGCUAAUUAAGCCGUUUUGUGAAGACCUGGACCAGUGGCUCAGCGAGAAUGACAAUCACGUGGCGGCCAUCCACUGCAAGGCCGGGAAGGGCCGCACUGGAGUCAUGAUCUGCGCCUAUCUCCUCCAUCGCGGCAAAUUCCUGGAGGCCCAAGAAGCGCUUGACUUUUACGGAGAAGUCAGGACAAGGGACAAGAAGGGAGUAACGAUCCCGAGCCAGCGCCGCUACGUCUACUACUACAGCUACCUACUGAAGAACCAGCUGGAGUACAAGCCGGUGGCUCUCCUCUUCCACAAAAUGGUGUUCGAGACUCUCCCUAUGUUCAGCGGGGGCACCUGCAGGGACAGUACCUUUAAAAACAGGAGCGAGCCGACCCCUCAGGGCUUCAAGAAAGGGAAUUGGCAUUGGGAUCCCCAGUUUGUGGUGUACCAGCUAAAAGUGAAGAUUCACACGUCGAACCCCGCUCAGACGCGGCGCGAGGACAAGCACAUGUUUUUCGAGUUCCCCCAGCCGCUGCCAGUUUGUGGAGACAUCAAAGUGGAGUUCUUCCAUAAACAGAAUAAGAUGAUGAAGAAGGACAAAAUGUUUCACUUCUGGGUGAACACCUUCUUCAUCCCUGGACCAGAGGAGAGCGCGGACAAGAUAGAGAACGGGGCGGUGAACAACGCAGACAGCCAGCAGGGGGUACCGGCACCGGGCCAGGGCCAGCCGCAGAGCGCCGAGUGCAGGGACAGCGGCAGGGAAAGCGACCGGGACAGGGACUACCUCAUCCUGACGCUGACUAAGAACGACUUGGACAAGGCCAACAAAGACAAAGCUAACCGCUACUUCUCGCCAAACUUCAAGGUGAAGUUGUAUUUUACGAAAACCGUGGAGGAGCCUUCGAAUUCUGAGGCAAGCACUUCGACAUCCGUCACCCCGGACGUUAGCGACAAUGAGCCAGACCAUUAUCGAUACUCUGACACCACUGACUCUGAUCCGGAAAAUGAACCUUUUGAUGAAGAGCAGCACACGCAAAUCACAAAAGUGUGAACUCUUUUUAAACAGGAAAAGAAGAAAUUAUACACCAGAAAAAAAGGAGAAAACUUGAAUAUAAACUCAAAAGAAGAACCUUUGUCCCUUCCCUCCCCCAGACGGCAAUAGAAUAUCAUCAUGUCAAAUGCCAAUUUUAGGGAAAAAAAGAUAAAUAUCCUGACCAAUAUAUUGUUUUUUUUAUUUUUCUUUUUUUCUUUGGCAGGGCCAUGUACCAUGUGCGAGGUAUUGACACUGUUGCCCCAUGGGAAAAGGUGCUGUAGCUAUAAAAAUGUUUAUAUAUAUCUAUAUACAUACAUAUAUGUAUAUAUGUAUAUAUACAUGCAUAUACACUUUUUUUUGUGUCAAAGACAAUGGAAAGAGUACCACAAUCAGGAGAUGGGAGUUGAAGUGUGGGAGAAGAUAGAAUGA